CGUCGUUAGUACUCUGCACGGUGAGGAAGUCCCGACGUACCACCUGUUAUCCUGGACGGCACAGUUACCACCGAACCGAAACGAAUCGAAUAGAAGAAACAUCCUAAUUGAAAUCGACACUUGUACGAAUAACCAUCGGCAACCUCUUGAAAAAUACCGGAAGUUGAUUUGUCAGGAUCCCGAUAGUCCGGGAGGUUCUCCUGAUAGCUAACUUCGAGUCUUCCUUUUCCCGGCGGCCUGUUCAAAGGGAAGAUUCUUAUCUACGAGGAGUAUCCCACGAUUCGUAAUCUGGUACUCAAGCACUUUCAACAGAAUGACACUUGUGAGCGUUCUUGUAUCGCUGUUGUUACUUGCUGCGGUCAAAUCUCAUCCCCUGUCUUUAACGCCGUACAAUGAAAGAGAAUUAUCUCGUGAUCAACUUCCGUUUCUGUUCCUCGUCGACCAUCGAAUUCCAGAUUUAGAGAACGAGAUGUUCGACUCGGGUAACGAUCCCGGAUCAACGGUUGUCCGGACAAAACGAAUCGGAUCGCUGUCGAUCGUUAACUCUUUGGACGUGCUGCGACAAAGAGUUCUAUUGGAGUUGGCCCGGCGUAAGGCGCUACAGGAUCAACAGCAAAUUGACGCGAAUCGCCGCUUCCUUGAGACCAUCGGGAAGAGAUCAUUACCGCUUUACAACAGAGACACGGGCAAAGUUGAUACGAGAGCGCGGAAUGGGUUCGAUUAUGCGAUCGAGCAGGAGAAGAGUCACGAGCGAAAUUUGACACCGGACAGGAUUCCGAACAGAGGAGACGACUGGCUCCAAAUGGACGAUUCCGCUUUUCGAGAAAAACAGAACGACCAGCCGCGAAGGGUGCAAACGAAUGAUCUGCGUUUGCUGUAAUCAAGAA
Messenger RNA from Ceratina calcarata, 887 nucleotides. RefSeq names its product corticotropin-releasing diuretic hormone 44 (gene Dh44). The transcript is spliced from 4 exons. Lineage: Eukaryota; Metazoa; Arthropoda; Insecta; Hymenoptera; Apidae. Gene Ontology annotation, molecular function: hormone activity. The record is from RefSeq and is a predicted model, not a curated record. Bases 314 to 880 code for a protein of 188 amino acids. Gene Ontology annotation, cellular component: extracellular region.